AACAACGCCAUCAACAACAAUGGUGUGCUGACAGCGACGACGACGACGAUGACGAGCCUGGAGGCCAGCCCGAGCGGGGACCUGCUGGGUCUCUCGAGCCCCGACGAUGGCAUGUCUGGCCUGGCUGGCCACCAGUCCCUGACGCCCGCGGCCCGAGUGUCCGCCACAAACACGCCCGAGCCCGAGUCGCGGAGGUCCUCGAGGACCCGCGCAAACUUCAGCCCGGCGGCCAUCAAGAUCCUCAAGGAUUGGUUCGUCGCGCACGAGGCGCACCCCUUUGCCAAGAACGACGAUCUCGAGAGGCUCGAGGCUGCCACGGGCCUCAAGAAGAAGCAGAUCCUCAUGUGGCUCGCCAACACCAGGCGCAGGAACGUGUCGGCCCCGAACUCGGGCAUGUCGACUCCCGUCAGCGAGCGAGGCAUUGGCGGUCCUCCUCCUCGGGCAAGCAUGGAUAUCCCCGCGCGGCGGCCGACGCCAAUCCCUUGGGAGAGCAUGCACCCGCUAGAGCGCUGGAAGAACUCACCCCCGGAGCACGAGGCCGCCAACGCCACCGCCAUUGCCCAGGCCGUGUCCGCCUCCUCGGACGCAUAUCUCGGCGGCGACCACGAACUCGACGAGGCAGGGUAUAUGCGCCUGCGGAGGAGCCGGAGUGGCCGGAGUGGCCGGAGCGGCCGGAGCGGGCGCAAGUCGUCCUCGGUCAGCAGCUUCGAGACGUCCAACUCGAGCCGCGGGUCCUCGAGCUCCGCGCACUCGGGCGACUCACGCGACUCGCUGCGGCUGCGGGAGCGGAUGCGCAACCUGGGGUCUAGGCGGCGCCGCAUGGCCAACAAGCGGCGGCAUGCUGGCGGAGGGGCGACGGCGGCGAGGACGACGACGACACUGGCGGCGCCACAGCACAUCUACCAGUGCACGUUCUGCCCAGAGACGUACAAGACAAAGUACGACUGGCAGCGGCACGAGAAGUCGAUGCAUCUCUCGCUGGAUCAGUGGGUGUGCUCACCGCAGGGGCCGACCGCAACGGACGCGGAAGGGCAACUCACGUGUGUAUACUGCGGGUUGGCCGGGCCGGACGACCAGCACUUGGCCGGGCACAACCAUCUUAUGUGCGUGGACAAGGUGGUCCGCGAGCGCACGUUCUACCGGAAAGACCACUUGCAUCAGCACCUGCGCCUCGUGCACAAGGCACAGUUCCUCCCCUCCAUGGACAGCUGGAAGGCGACGACCGAGAAGCUGCACUCGCGCUGUGGCUUCUGCGACCAGACCUUGGACACGUGGACUGCCCGGCUGAACCACAUUGCCGCGCACUUCAAGGCAGGCACCACCAUGGCUUCGUGGAAGGGCAACUGGGGCUUCGAGCCAGCCGUGCUUGAGAUGCUGGAGAAUGCCAUGCCGCCGUACCUCAUCCACUACGAGCGCAACACGCCUUUGCCGCUCAACGUGGCAUUGAUGGACGUCACAGACCCGGGUGUCGACCUCGCGCCAGCCAAUUCGUACGAGCUCAUCAAAUCCGAGCUGCGACACUACGUCGAGAGCAACGCGCCGCAUGAGACGAUAGGAAUGCGAGGCAAGUACUACUCGGACGAUUUCCUCCACUACGAGAGCUGCUGCAUCAUCUUUGGCUCCGAGGCCAACACUGGUGACGGCAGUGACACCGCCACGCAGCACGGCAAGUCCUGGCUCAAAGACCUCUUGCUGCUCUCUUCCCCAGACAUCACCCAGCAGGCCACAUUGCAGCCCUUGAACUGGGUGUCCAAGGCACGACUAAGCCACCUCCGCAUCCAUGGCAAGAAGAGCAUCUUCGAGGCUUGCCAGCUCGAAGCACGGCUGCUGCAGUACGUUGCGUCAAAAAGCGCCACAGGGUCUGCACCAACGGACGCCGAGCUACAGCAACAAGCCAUUGCCAUCGUCGAUGCCAUCGAGGCGACCUCGCUGAGGCCAGCGGAGCGCUUCGCGGUCUUCAUCAAGACCCUCGUGCAGGGAUCUGUCGCGUGGCUGGUGCCUUUCCGCGAGCGGUGCCUGCUCAACCCACCGUCUCUCCUUGCCCAGAACGACCAGGACUUGUUUGGUCUGGGUCAGUUUUCAGAUAAUAUGCUCCAGGCGGACGGUAUGGAUGGUCAUGUUGCGCCUGCAGAUUCGCAAAUCCAGCCCAAGUCUUGCUACCCUUGGACACAGCCCACGUCGUUCUACCCCUGGACGAUGCUGGGGGCGAGUGUUGAUCCUCUUUCCCGGACUGAAUGGACUACCGCCGCUCUUGGGCUCAUCAACGCCCCUCCCUUUGAGCCCUUGCCAAUCACCCCGGGUACUGCCGAUCUUCUAAUCCCAGAGCAACUUCGACAAGAACAACCACAACAAACACAAACACAAGAACCGCCGCCAUCCCGGUGGCUGCAGCAGCAGCACCAAUCCCUCCUUGAAGAUCCCCAACAAGCAUCCUCGCCAGCGCUUCUGCUCCCAGACACCGGGCUUGGGCCCGGCCCUGGCCCGGUCGCUGGUGGCGCUACCUCCACGUCGGCCGCUGCUGCUGGCGACAUGCCCCCCGGUCUCCCAUCGGGCUUCCAAGUCCCCAUCGGCUGGCAGGAGCUCGGGUUCCGCCACCUGACCAAGGAGCUGUACCGGUUCGUCGCGAUGUGCAUGUCGCCAAACAACCCGAACCGGCACGUGCCGACCGAUGAGGAGCUGCAGUACCAGGCGCGGUGGAUUGACUAUGAUGACGACGAUCCGUGGAACCAGACGCCCGCCGAUAACCCGGAGUGGCUGCUCGAGUUCAAGAAACUCGUCGGAAUUCCUUGCGAGGGAUGAUGGAAAAACACCACAGGUGCUGUGGAAUAAAGAUUAUGAAAACCACGCUACUAUGGUCCCCGACGUGACAACUCAAUACAAAGGCCGUGCCUGCUCCGGUCAAGAUGGGCUGAAGAAUCGAGGGGCUGUACAAAUCUGGGGCCAGGAGAGUAGUUGUCCAUGAAUUGGUGAAGCCACUAUGCCUGGCGGUAUCAGCUGUCCGCGCUUCCACCAGGUUGCAAACGCCAGCUUGACGAAAACCUGACUCAUACCGCCGUGUUAGGAAACCUUCCUGCGAAUAUAAUGUGAUGUUGUCGAUGUCUAGCC
Molecule: messenger RNA, 3105 nt
Organism: Microdochium trichocladiopsis
Lineage: Eukaryota; Fungi; Ascomycota; Sordariomycetes; Xylariales; Microdochiaceae
Exons: 3
Coding region: 49-2799 (916 amino acids)
Biological process (GO): regulation of DNA-templated transcription
Molecular function (GO): DNA binding
Source: RefSeq, a predicted model, not a curated record